This is a messenger RNA of Xyrauchen texanus (razorback sucker), 3683 nucleotides long. It is a transcript of the gene zfyve1, whose product is annotated as zinc finger, FYVE domain containing 1. Lineage: Eukaryota; Metazoa; Chordata; Actinopteri; Cypriniformes; Catostomidae. The transcript has 11 exons. Gene Ontology annotation, molecular function: zinc ion binding. The record is from RefSeq and is a predicted model, not a curated record. The coding region runs from base 1158 to 3497 and encodes 779 amino acids.
GCAUUGUGGGGAAAUUUACACUUUUCCAUUGAACCUACUCUGAAAAUUUGAAAAAGUAUGUGACACAAAUGUGUGAAUUUCGUGAGAAGAUCAAGAUUUGGAAGACUAGUUCUCGUUGCUGGCAAGUCUGUCAUGUCACUUAAAAUAGAAAAGUGUUUUGUUUGAGAGCGUUGUAGGUAAUGGACUACAUUUCCCAACUGGCUUUACCACUGGUGACCUUUGGCCGCCGCACAGUGAAAACAAGCCGAUCAGCUGAUCUGUCCUGGCAACAACAUUCACUAAAAUCUACCGGGAGGGGAAUCAUUUUACAAGCUGGUGGGGAAAACAGUGAUUCAACCACUUUAAUUAUAUCAACCGGCUUUUUAAAAUGUGUUUAUCAAAGAGUUGUUGUCGUGCGUGAUGUAUCAAGGGAUUCAGCAGCUGGUUCGAUGACAAUUGCGGUGUGAUUCUUGCUCAAAAUCAGUGUGUUUUGCUGUUUUGUUCGGUCAGUGUGUUGUUGUGGGGCGAACAUACCUAAAGGACCGUCUGUACAAUCCUAGACUAUUAGUGAUUCAGCAACAGAAGUCAUAUUUCGAAACCAGUAGUCUUUGAAAUUCGAGGAGAUUUUGAAGACACGUAUGUUCAUCUUAGCUAGCUUGAGUAACAAAAGCCCAGUGCUGAAGCUGUUUUCUUAGUGUGUUUUUGUGUUCUUUUUUUGUUUGUUUUUGUUGCAUGCCAAUAAUUACAUUUUGGUGGUUAUUGCUUGUAGUUUCUAAGUUUUUAGACUGCUUGAUCACUUUUGAAUCAGCCAGUAAGCUUGAAAAUCUGACCUAUUGCCAGUGUUAUGCUGAUGUCAACUGAUCUAUUUAUAGUUCAUAUUGAAUAUUUGAUUUGAAGCCAGUGUCUUAAUUUGACACGACAGUUUGAAUUCCAAUGAAAUUCUAGGCAAACGAGUAAGAUCCUCAAUGCAAUAAUCUGUUAUGAUUGUCUUUACUCGUCUCUAUUGUUGAUUGUACAUUUGGGUUGGCCUCUGCUGCUGUUGGUUCAACUUUCUGUAGACGGUCUAUCACAUCCUAACCAGUUAAUAUUGGUCAAGUGAUCAUACUGACAGGCUUUAGACCUUUCAAUUCUAUUGCUCCCGUUCGGUUUGCCACCUCGCUGUUAUAUUAAGACGUGUAAUGAGCGGUCAAGGCUCGUUGGUGGAGAAGGGGAUGAACGGCGUCCUGGUUUGUCAGGAGAGUUACGCCUGCGGUGGUUCCGACAAGGCCGACUUCGAGUGCGACGAAUGCGGCAGCCUGCAGUGCUCCCGCUGCGAGAUGGAGCUCCACCGUCAGGACCGCAUGAGGAACCACGACAGGAUCCGAAUCGCACCCGGCCACGUACCGUACUGCGAUUCUUGCAAAGGGGACGGUGGGGUUCCAGGAAAUGGGGGUCGGCUCAGAGCGGUGGUCCGUUGUCAGGGAUGUAAAACCAAUCUGUGUUUGGACUGUCAAAAACGAACUCAUAGUGGGGUCAGUAAAAAGAAGCAUCCUCUCACUGCUUACCCUCCAUCUAAACCUGCGGAGAAUAACUCCAGCACUGGAGACGAGCAGCUGGAUGCAUUGAAAGCUAAAGUAGAGAAAGUCUGCAGCUUUCUUCUUGUGGAUGAGAAGGAAGACAUGCAGGUGAAUGAUGAGGAGGAAUUUGUGAGGAAAUUAUGCUGCGAUCCAGAUGAGCUUUUGAAGGUGGUGUCCAUUUUCGGCAACACUGGAGAGGGAAAAUCCCACACUCUCAAUCACACUUUCUUCUUGGGUCGUGAAGUAUUCAAGACAUCCCCAACCCAGGAAUCCUGCACUGUUGGGGUAUGGGCAGCACUGGACCCUGUUCAUAAGGUGGUGGUUAUUGACACAGAGGGACUCUUGGGGGCAGGAACCCACCAGGGACAGCGAACCCGUCUUCUCCUGAAGGUGCUUGCUGUGUCCGAUUUGGUCAUCUAUCGGACGCAUGCUGACCGGCUACAUGAUGAUCUUUUUAAGUUUUUAGGUGAUGCAUCUGAUGCAUAUUUAAAGCAUUUUACUAAGGAGCUAAAAGCCACCACUGCCCGCUGCGGUUUGGAUGUGCCCCUUUCGACUCUGGGUCCUGCUGUUAUAAUCUUCCAUGAGACAGUCCACACCAAGUUAUUAGGGUCAGAUAAACCAUUAGAAUCAGCUGAGCGGCUUCUUCAGGAGCGUUUCAGAAAGCUUGGCCUCUUUCCUGAAGCUUUCAGCUCUAUUCAGUACCGGGGGACUCGUACCCACAACCCUCCCACUGACUUCAGCGGUCUGCUGCGUAGCAUUGAGCAGCAAUUAGACAACAACACUACACGAUCUCCACGAUCUGCCGGUGUCAUCUAUAAAGCCUUGCAAGCUUUGAGUGAAUGCUUCAGUGGAGAGAUUCCUGAUGAGCAGCUGGCAAGCAACUCUUUCUUCCCAGAUGAGUAUUUUACCUGCUCCAGCAUCUGCCUCAGUUGUGGCUCAGGCUGCAAAAACAGCAUGAAUCAUCUACGGGAGGAUGUUGUUCAUGAGGCAAAACAUCGCUGCCGGUACUCCGCCCACUAUGAUAAUCGCAUCUACACCUGCAAGGCAUGUUAUGAGAGUGGCAAGGAGGUGAUUGUGGUUCCUAAGACGACGGCAUCCUCUGACUCACCUUGGUUUGGAUUGGCAAUAUAUGCCUGGUCUGGAUAUGUGAUUGAAUGUCCAAACUGCUCAGUGAUCUAUAGGAGUAGGCAAUAUUGGUAUGGGAACCAGGACCCUGUUGAUACAGUAGUCCGGACUGAGAUCCAGCACGUCUGGCCAGGGUCUGAUGGAUUCCUGAAGGACAACAACAACGCUGCUCAGAGGCUGCUGGAUGGUGUGAACUUUAUGGCUCAGUCUGUCUCAGAGCUAAGUGUCAAGCCUGCCAAAGCAGUCACUGCCUGGUUAACAGACCAGAUUGCCCCUGCUUACUGGAAGCCCAAUUCUCUCAUCCUUAAAUGUUAUAAAUGUGGAGAGGGAUUCCAGGAUAAUGAUACAAAGCACCACUGUCGAGCCUGUGGAGAAGGUUUCUGCGAUGGUUGCUCUUCUAAGACACGACCAGUCCCUGAGAGAGGUUGGGGCCUAGCACCAGUUCGAGUCUGCGAUGCCUGCUUUCAAAAUAGAGGGAUUCCUGAAGAACUGCUGGAUGCAGCUCUGGAAGAGGAGGAAGGUGGCACUCUGAUUGCCAGGAAGGUGGGAGAAGCUGUUCAGAACACAUUAGGAGUGGUGGCCACUGCCAUAGACAUCCCUCUUGGCUUAGUAAAAGAUGCAGCUCGACCAGCGUAUUGGGUCCCUGACCAAAACAUCCAUUGCUGCAACCAGUGCCAGCGUGAGUUUAACGCCCGUCUUUCUAUUCAUCACUGCCGUGCAUGUGGACAAGGUAUAUGUAAUGACUGCUCCCCUGAUCGUCGGGCCGUGCCCUCCAGGGGUUGGGACCAUCCUGUGCGGGUGUGCAUCACCUGCAACCAGAAAUCUGGAGACCUCUAGCAGAACUGAUGUCACUCCACAUUAUAAGACACCCCAUAUGUGGCCACAGUGUUUCCGUCUAUAGGUUGGGAGUGAAGCACUGUCUAUUCACAUACGUGCUCCUCAGCUCUACAUAAGCUGUUCACAGUUUAAGAAAUGUAAUGGCCUAAGUUUUUUUUCUUUUUAAAAGAUUCUUUGAAAUGUAUU